AUGUAUGCUUCAGAGCACAGCAGCACAGCAGUGGGGGCUGACAUUUUGGAGAAAAUGAGAAUCACCAAAGAAAAGGAUCCAGAGAACUUGUACCUCGCAGUUCACUACCUCGACCAAUGUGCUAAGAAAGGAGAAAGAAUUGAAGAUGAAGCACGUGAGCUAGCCAGGGAGGUUUUGAGAAAUCCUGUCAGCAGCUACAGUGGUAUUAAACCAUUACUUAUUGUUUACAGAAACUAUUUAUCUGUUGAUGAGGCCAUUGAUUUGGCAGAGGAGGUUCUGAGAAACCAUCCAGAUGAGCGUUAUCUGAAGGGAUGUGCUGCACUCUGCUACAAAUGGAAGAUCUUUGACAAUGACAGUGUCCCAACACAAAGCCUGAUGGACAGAGCAAUCAGUCUCCAUGAAGAGAUGAUUUCUCUUUACCCUCAUUCCUCACUUAAGAAGAAAAUAGACCUUGCAGAUAUAUAUGCAAAGUCAAUUAAUGGCCUAGCUAAAGCUGAGCAGAUAUACCAGGAACUGCUAGAAAGGGAUCUUGAACCUGUAGAUAAACAGAUGCUUUACUACAACUACGCACAACAUUUAAACUUCCAUGGACAGGAUCGCAACAGGUCACUCGGAUAUCACAUGCAGGUGGCAGAGAUACGGCAACAAUCCAUCUUUCGUGAGAAAAGCUUCAAAGUUCUGGUGAACAGUAGAGACAGAGGCGGGGGCAGAAUGUGUAGAGAAAUAGAGGAGUUUCUGGAAAACCUGCAAGAGCCAUAGUGUUUUUAACAGCACUGGUUCUGAAUCCAGAACAAAAAUAGGUAUUGCAUUAGCAAUAACCUUUGUAUAUACUUAUUAUUUUGAUUACUUACACGUUAAAUAAGUUGCACGUUUUUUCUCUCUUGGUCGUGUUGUCCAGAAGGCAGCAACACCCACACUCGGAACAUGUAAUAUACGAUCAACUCAUUGUUGGUUUUAGUCUAUAAAUGGCUAACAAACAAAAGAACCUGUAUAUUUUGAGCUGUCUCCUUUUAAGGCAGGUUUCAACAAGUGUUCAUUGAAGACAACACAUAUCUAAAUACCUAUACAUUAGCACUGAAAAACUGCCAGCUGUAGUACACAAGUACAAAUGUGUUGUAAAUGUUAGUGAAUAAUAAAACUUGGAUUUGUAAUGCA
Cottoperca gobio is the source of this 1155-nucleotide messenger RNA. RefSeq lists its product as uncharacterized. The record is from RefSeq and is a predicted model, not a curated record. The coding region runs from base 1 to 759 and encodes 252 amino acids. Gene Ontology annotation, molecular function: protein binding. The transcript has a single exon. Gene Ontology annotation, biological process: defense response to virus. Gene Ontology annotation, cellular component: cytosol. NCBI's taxonomy places the organism in Eukaryota, Metazoa, Chordata, Actinopteri, Perciformes, Bovichtidae.